Anoplophora glabripennis (Asian longhorned beetle) is the source of this 2903-nucleotide messenger RNA. RefSeq names its product synaptonemal complex protein 1 (gene Cnb). Gene Ontology annotation, biological process: mitotic cytokinetic process; centriole replication; regulation of cilium assembly. Gene Ontology annotation, cellular component: centrosome; centriole. The coding region runs from base 145 to 2844 and encodes 899 amino acids. The transcript has 9 exons. The record is from RefSeq and is a predicted model, not a curated record. Lineage: Eukaryota; Metazoa; Arthropoda; Insecta; Coleoptera; Cerambycidae.
ACUUAUGUAUAUUGGAAAAAACUGUGUUGAAAUAUUCAUUAAGCUUAAAAUCAUGAUAUUUUUACUUGAGGAGCAAUUAACAGGUUAUGAAGUUUACACGCAUUUUUUACGGAAAUUACAAUAACGUAGAAGAUUGUUUAAGUUAUGAGUGACACAGAUGAUACAGACGACUUGUUACUUAUCCCUCCAGAUUUUUUCGUAAUAGAUUCAGAUUCAGGCCACUCAGGUGUCGAACCAUACUAUAACAUCGUCGAUAAUCUUAUUCAGAAGGUCAGUAAUUUGCAAGAACGAAUUCAUAAUAUAGAAACUAGUUCUUUAAAUACUUCAUUGGAUUUUGAUAUAACUCAGAAUAUGCAGAAGUCUUCGGGGUUUCGUAAAUAUAACAGUAUCGAUGACUUGUAUGUGUCUGAAAGUGCACAGAGUACACCUCAGAAAGCACACACAAAAUUUAGGUUGAAUUCAUUGCCGGCUAGCCCUAAUAUUGAGAAAUUUAGUUCUUCAAAAAGUAUAAGAGCAACCAGGGAUUUCAAAUCAAGUUCUCCAAGAAGCGCAAGGCGGACAUCACCGGAUGUUACUCCUGUGAGGGAUAGUCAAACGUCGAGUGAAAUCGAUACAUUUCUGUCAAAAGUUAAGACCAUUCAACGGAUAAACGCAUCGAGAAAUCUAGACAGGGAAUUUGGUGACGUAGGGAUUCCAAGGACUGAUAAAAAUGAAGAUAUGGACAGGUUUCGAGGAGAUUUUGAUCAGCACUAUAAAGACAAACAACGAACUGAGCCAGAACCAGUGAUUACUAAAGAAAAAACUUGGCGACAAGGUGAUAAUAAAGAAAGUGUACCUGAUUACGGAAUGGGCAUGAGGGAAAAUUUGUAUAAAGAACAUUCCAGACAAAGUAAACCUAAGGCUAAUUUUAAAAAACCACCUACAAUUAACGAUUCUUGGACGAGUAUGGACAAAUAUCCUUCGUCUGACAGCAGUUCAGAUUCGACACAAAUAACGGCUUAUAUGAAAGAGAGAAGUAAUUUGUUUAGUCCUGACUUGCAUAGUAACGCUCUAAAUGUAUUAAACAUGCACAAACAGUUGUUAGAAACGGAAUCUCAAAAGCUGAAGAUGAAGGCAAAGGCAAAAGAACCGAAACCUAGAAGUGCCAAUACUCUUAGCGAUAAUUUGGGAUUGUUAAGUUUAGCCGAUAUAUGGAGUACAAAUUCUCAUCUAGCGCAUUCCAAUCCUACUCAGCUCCUGCAGAAACUACAGGAGGAAAAGUUGAGGCGACAGCAUUGCGAAGGGUUGAUCCAGGACCUUCAGAAUAGGAAUUUAGAACUGCAACAAAAAUUAUCGGUCGCCGUUAAAGUGGACGAGUCGAAGAAUAAAACUAUACAGCAGUUCCAAGAAGCGUUACAAAAACUCAUCAGUCGUCUGGAGAAGGUUAACAAAGAGAAGCAGGAUUGGGAGCAAGAGGUGGCGACCUUGAAAAGCAGUCACAGCAGUGAGAUGGAGGAGUAUUCCCAGAAAGUGGCUUACUACGAAAAAGAAGCUUCGAAGGCACUUAAUCUGGCUCACGGGAACCAGGAAAAGUUGUCUUCCUUGGAGAAACGUUGCGCCGAGUUGCAGAGUGAAUUGCAGAAUAUAGAACGCAAGUGUAGAGAAAUCGAAGACGAUUACGGCAAAGAACUAGAGCGGAACAAGCAAAUGUCCGAUAUUUUGAGCCAGAAGGAGCUAGAACUGAGCGAGAAUAAAACCAUUUUGAAUCAAGCACGAAUGGAAGUCGCCGAAAGCAAAAGGGCCGUGGAGGUGUGCCAGGCGGAAUUCACUUCGAUAAAAACGGAAUGCAACAAACUAAAAGAAGAACUUAAAGAAGAAAAGGAGCAGAUAAUCAAGUUGAAAGAGGAGAAGCAUUUCUUGCUGGGCGAAGUCGACGAACACAAAAAGCGUGAAGGAGAGCUCAAGGAAGAGCUGAACAAAGUGAGGAAGCAACUCGACAACAGCAAAUUGGAGAUGAGGAACUUCUACCAGGGCCAGGUCGAGAUUUUGGUGCAGAACAAACUAAAAGAGUUCCAGACGCAGUUGGACCAGGCCGAGAGGACUUUUAAGGAAGAAGUGAAGAAACGGGAGAUGUCCAUCGCCAAAACUGCCGCCACGCACAUACAGCAAGUAUCGGAGAAAUACACCCUGGAAAUAAAACUGCUGGAGAAGAAGCACCAGGAAGAGAUAAAGCUGUACGAAAUCCAGAUAAUGCAGCACAAACAGCAAGUGGACGGCAUGCAGUCGAAGAUGGACCAGCUCCACGACAAGCGGGUGGUGAUCGCGAAGCAGCUGCAGAGGAUCAUGGAAUCUCAGUGGGCCGAGGCGAUGAGGAUAAUAACCAGGAGUCCCGUUUCCAACGAGGAGACUUUCAGCACGAUCGACCAGUUGAACUCGCUGAAGACGAAAUCGUACAAUAACGUCGAGGAGGUGCUGGCUCAGCAACACGAGGAACACUUUAACGUGGCGAGAAAGGCGCAGCCGCAGUUUCCUUCCUUCCAGAACGAAGACGCCUUGUCUUCCAUUGGUAAUAAUUUCGAGAAGAACCCGCGGGAGGGUUUCGACGGUCCGGUGGAGACGCCCGUGUCCAGUAGAACUCAGGGGAGUAAACCGUACAACGAAAACGAAAUUCAGCAGUACAUCAAUUUGUUGUUAAAUAGGCCACCCGGAAAUCCAACUCAGGAAUCGCAGCAAAAAGAAAUCGACGGGACGCCUGAAAACGUGACGGACCGAGCUACUUGGCAACACGAUCAAGAAAGCACAAGUAAAGGGGCUCCUAAGGGGUCGCAGAAGGAGAGGAGGUUUCCUAAACCGCCAUGGAAAUAAACCCUUGUUUAUAUUUUAUGCAAGUUAUGUAUAUUGAAGAAAUUUUAUUUAUUUUUUUA